Messenger RNA from Trematomus bernacchii (emerald rockcod), 3009 nucleotides. RefSeq names its product GRB2-associated-binding protein 1-like. The record is from RefSeq and is a predicted model, not a curated record. Bases 309 to 2483 code for a protein of 724 amino acids. NCBI's taxonomy places the organism in Eukaryota, Metazoa, Chordata, Actinopteri, Perciformes, Nototheniidae. The transcript has 13 exons.
GAGAGAGAGAGAGAGAGAGAGAGAGGGGGGAGACUGCUGGGAAGUAAAACCCAGUGAGAAGGAGGUGUGACUCAGACAUGGAGAGAGGAGCAGCUCCUUCACGUGUGGACGGAAAAUAAAAGGAGUUACUGAUUACAGAAGAGGAGUUUAACUUCAAAUCACUGCAAGUCUGAUUUAGGAGUUGACUAAGGGCGGAUUUGGAGGUGAUUGGAAGCUGGAAAGCGUUCCUUAAUUGGUUGCUUGGAGUCUUAAUUGGACGUUCUGACAGCCUGCAGGUUUUCCUCCUGAUUUAGAGUGUGUUUUUGAGGAUGAGUGGAGCCGGAGAGGUGAUCUGUGAAGGCUGGCUGAGGAAAUCUCCACCAGAGAAGAAGCUACGCCGCUAUGCGUGGAAGCGGCGUUGGUUCGUGCUGCGCAGCGGCAGGCUGAGUGGAGAACCCGAUGUCCUGCAGUACUACAAGAACCAGCAGAGCCGCCGGCCAAUCAGAACCAUCAACCUGCACCUGUGUGAACAGGUAGACGCCGGGCUGACGUUCACCAAGAAGGAGCUGGAGAGCAGCUUCGUGUUCGACCUGCGGACGGAGGAGAGGGUCUGGUACCUGGUGUCCGAGUCCGAGGAGGACAUGAACCGCUGGGUGUCCUGCAUCUGCCUGCUGUGUGGGUUCAACCCCACUGAAGAGGUCCCAGAAAGACCCGCCGUCUCUGGCUCCGCCUCCAUCGCUGCCAUGACUCCGCCCCUCCGUAACGUCACCUGUGUAACCCCGGUAACGCGUUUAGUCCCGCCCCCCUACGACCCGGUGAAUGUGAGGAACCUGCAGCACGACGGAAACAAAGAAGAAGAAUAUCAGUGGUUAUCACAGUGUCACACCAGGCCUCCUCUGGGUUCCUCCACGUCUCUCGAACCCGACGACUUCCCUCCCCCUUCCUCUUCCUCGUCCUCUUCCUCCUCUCCCUCCCUGCUUCCUAACGGCCUCCCCCCUUCCUCCUCCUCUCCCUCUUCCUCUUCCUCUUCCUCCCCCUUCGUGACCUCUGAGCUCCAGAGACGUAAACUUCGCUGUCACCCGUCUCCUCACCCGCGGAAACACUCUCUAGAUCUCCUCCUGCGACCCGUGGAUAUUCUCCCCCUCUGUGACUCCCUCUUUCUCCCCCAAACUCUCUCCUAUAGUGGGUAUCAGAUCCCUCGUCUCCCCUCUUUUUCCUCCCCUAACGUUGAAUCUUUGACCCCGACUCCCCCUCCACGACCGCCCAAACCUCAGAGCGCCGCGGCCCAGGAAGAGAGCUCAUCUUGGGGGAGAGGGAGAGCAACACUACCCCGAGAGAGGGAGAGGAGGGAGGAAGGGAGGGAGGGAGGAGGAGAGGAGACGAGGAGCAACACCAUCACUGAUCACACAGACCUGAUCUCUGGGUCUCUGUCGGACAGAGCGAGCAUGUUCGAGUUCAGCGAGUGCUUCAACAGCUACUUCAUGAAUAAAGGCCUGGUGCCUCUGGGCUCUGAAGACGAGGAUGUGGAUGAGAAUUAUGUUCCUAUGAGCGCCGCCCCCACUGAGCCUCCUGUAGCACCGAGGGCGCCUCCCCCUCCUCGCUCCGACUCCCCCCCCCUCCAGGACACUAACUACGUCCCGAUGACCCCCCUCCCCCCGUCCCUCCCUCUUUCUCCCCCUCCUGCCUCAGGUGAGCUGGCGUCUCUGGGCCGACAGGUGCCCCCCCCGGCUCACCUGGGCUUCAGAAACUCCCCCCUCUCCCCCCUCUCCCCCCUCACCCCCCUCACUCCCCCCCUCCGGAGGAACACCACCGCGGGAGGAGAGGCCGUGCCCCCCCCCAUCCACCGCAACCUGAAACCACAGCGCAGAGGAGUGAGUCAGUCUGCAGAGAGGACGGACAGUCAGUCUGCAGAGAGGACGGACAGUCAGUCUGCUGCAGAGCCCCGACACAGAACCAGAGUGAAGCCGGCUCCUCUGGACCUCCCUCUGCAGCAGGACUGGCAGGAAGUCCCGCCCCCUGUCCGCUCACCUGUCACUCGAACCUUCACACGAGAUCCCUCCACUCUCCCCCCCCUCAGACCCCCCUCAGCUCACAGCUCCUCCCCCCCCUCCUCCGACUCUGACGAGCCCGACGAAAACUACGUCGCCAUGACGACGACCUCCAGCCUCAGCUCCAGCACCGGAGAGACGACUCUGAGGCUGAUGCUGCACCGCUCCUCUGAGGUGGGGGUGAGCAACAGUUCGGUCCUACGGAGAGCUGGAGGAGAAAAACAGGUGGAAUAUCUCGACCUGGACCUGAACACUGGCAGAGCCUGCGCAGCCCGGCAGAAACGCUGCACGGCUGAAGGAGGCAGCGAUCAGUCUGUAUCCGGUGAGGAGCGUGCACGAGGCGGGCGUGUGCGUGUGGACUACGUGGUGGUGGACCCCAAAAGGACGAAGGCCCUGAGGAGCACCAGAGAAGCAUGGCAUGAUGGGAGGAUGUCCACGGAGAAGGAGAAAUGUUAGAGAGGCACACACACACACACACACACACACACACACACACACACACACACACACACACACACACACACAUUAGUAUUUUAACUCAAAAUGUAUAUUCUCAGAAUCAGAAUCAGAAUACCUUUAUUAGUCCCACAGAGGGGAAAUGCACCAAAUACAAAAACCCUGUUCUGCUCUGCGCUAUAGAGAGACUCUACAAAUCACAUUUUGGAUAAUGGAGGUCAAAUAAAGUAACGUUUUUCUACACAUGUUCCUAUAUUAAUAUAUAUUUACAUAACUUCAGCUGCAAUUCAGCAACACUUGAAUUUCAUCGACUCCACCUAACUAGAUUUAAUGCAACUACAUUCAUUUCUUCCUACAAAGCAUAUUUUCUUCUAAAAUAAAGAAAUAAAAUGUCAUGUGUACGAUCAGCACGGAUAAAUCCAAUCAAGGAUCAAUUAGUUAAAACAUGGUGGAUAAAUCUGAAUAAUUUCCUGUGAUCUUUUAAAGUGUCUUUCCCGUUUGUGUUGUGCUCACAGAAUGUAAUGUG